Molecule: messenger RNA, 751 nt
Organism: Lingula anatina
Lineage: Eukaryota; Metazoa; Brachiopoda; Lingulata; Lingulida; Lingulidae
Source: RefSeq, a predicted model, not a curated record
UGUAGAAUGUGGUAUGUGUUGACAAGGCACGAAUUCUUCAAUGGCGGCCCGAAGACCCGAUUGAAAGCUGUAAAAUUUGGCUGCUGGAAGAGUAGCGUUACCGUCAAUUACAAGAGCACGUUCACAGGAACGUACACUUUGAAAGUGAUAGAUGGUGGAGCUCCCUCCAUCUUGACCACAACAAUUGCAGGACCUGAAGACCUACAUAAUGGGAAAUAUUUUCGCAUCACGGUUGUGUGGCUAAAUGCUCACAUACCAGGGUGGUAUCUCUGUAUCGAAUGCAAAUUCUUCAGGAUCAAGCUCUAUAUUGCCCGUCACUGUAUGGUGAUUGUAAUCCCCCCUAUUUGGUGCAACCAUAUUCUUGGCAUAUGUGGCGACUGGAACACAGACCCACUUAACGACGAGACCAUCCUAACCAUUCCGGUGAGCGAUGCUACCCCUUGGGGACCCCUCGUAGAGGCGUCUUCUCCUUUGUGGCCGUGGCCGUAAAUGGACAAGACCCCGGACGCCUCCAAUUACUCCGAACUACUUUUGCACGUAUCUUACUUCUGGCUGGUUAAAAUGCUUUGAGAUAGCUUUCAGAAUUAUUUCUUCACUGUUAUGGCACGCGUUUGUCCAUAAUUAAUAAUAACAAAUAUUAAAAAUAACGCCAAGGGCGUGUUUGCAAAUGUAUUAAUGAAAUCACAAGCGUAACAAUAUCGGCCAUUGAUUUGAAAGCUAUGGCCUUUAUGACUUUAUUUGGAAAUACAAU